Messenger RNA from Trypanosoma grayi, 792 nucleotides. RefSeq names its product putative 40S ribosomal protein S2. Gene Ontology annotation, biological process: translation. The coding region runs from base 1 to 792 and encodes 263 amino acids. Gene Ontology annotation, molecular function: RNA binding; structural constituent of ribosome. The record is from RefSeq and is a predicted model, not a curated record. The transcript has a single exon. NCBI's taxonomy places the organism in Eukaryota, Euglenozoa, Kinetoplastea, Trypanosomatida, Trypanosomatidae. Gene Ontology annotation, cellular component: ribosome; cytosolic small ribosomal subunit.
AUGGCUGAAGCCCCACAAGCUCCUGCUGGUGAACAGCGCGGCUUCGGCCGUGGCCGCGGUGGUCGCGGUGGCCGUGGCGGUCGUGGUGGCCGCGGUGGCAGCAACGAGGAGAAGGAGUGGGUUCCGUGCACCAAGCUCGGCCGCUUGGUGAAGGAGCAGAAGAUCACCUCCCUCGAGGAGAUUUUCCUCUUCUCGAUGCCCAUCAAGGAGCACCAGAUCGUGGACCAGCUGAUCAAGGAGAGUGAGCUGCGUGACGAGAUGAUGCUCAUCUUCCCCGUGCAGAAGGCCACCUCCGCCGGCCAGCGUACGCGCUUCAAGGCCUUCAACGUUGUUGGCGACGGCAACGGCCACAUUGGCGUCGGUGCCCGCGUCGGCAAGGAGGUGUCGCUGGCGAUUCGUGCCUCCAUGAUCGCUGCGAAGCUGAACAUCGUUCCUGUGCGCCGUGGGUACUGGGGUAACAAGAUUGGCGAGCCGCACACGAUCCCGAUGAAGGUGACUGGCAAGUGUGGAUCCGUCGCUGUCCGCCUCAUCCCUGCGCCACGUGGUGCCGGCAUCGUUGCUGCGCCCGUGCCCAAGAAGAUUCUGGAGUUCGCCGGGGUUGAGGAUGUGUACACCAGCUCUUGCGGCAAGACCCGCACGCGUGGCAACUUCAUCAUGGCGACCUUCUACGCGCUGCGCAAGACGUACGGUUUCUUGACGCCCGACCUCUGGGCCGAGACGGAGACGUCGCGCGACCCCACCGAUGAGCACUCCGAGUUCCUCACCAUGGGUGGCAAGAUGAUCGCCGCGUGA